Messenger RNA from Trichogramma pretiosum, 873 nucleotides. RefSeq names its product protein IWS1 homolog. Gene Ontology annotation, biological process: poly(A)+ mRNA export from nucleus. Lineage: Eukaryota; Metazoa; Arthropoda; Insecta; Hymenoptera; Trichogrammatidae. The coding region runs from base 1 to 873 and encodes 290 amino acids. The transcript has a single exon. Gene Ontology annotation, cellular component: nucleus. The record is from RefSeq and is a predicted model, not a curated record.
AUGAGCGACUUUGAUCGUAUGCUUCAGCAAAAGAAAGAAUUGAAAAGGCGUAGAAAGCGUAAAGACAUUGAUAUCAUCAAUGACAAUGAUGAUAUUAUAGCACAGUUAUUAGCUGAUAUGAGGAAUGCUUAUAUGGAAGACAGAAAGCUCAAUGAGCUGGGUAAGCCAGCCACAUACAAAAUUGCCAUGUUGUCAAAAGUCAUGUCGCAGUUAAAAAAACAAGAUUUACAAUUGGCAUUUUUAGAACAUAAUGUUUUGUCAGUACUCACAGAUUGGUUAGCACCUAUGCCGGAUAAAUCAUUGACAUCUUUAAGAAUAAGAGACUCAAUUUUGAAAUUACUGCAUGAGUUUCCAAGAAUUGACCAAUCUUCACUGAAACAGUCUGGAAUUGGAAAGGCAGUUAUGUAUUUGUAUAAGCAUCCUAAGGAAACAAAAGAGAAUAAAACUAGAGCUGGAAAAUUGAUCAAUGAAUGGGCAAGACCAAUUUUCAAUUUGUCUACUGAUUUCAAAGCUAUGACCAAAGAAGAAAGGAUGCAGAGAGAUAUGGAGCAAAUCCCUACUAAAAAGCGCAAGACCAAGGAUGAUUCAUCAUCAUUCAGAUCAAAAGACAUAAACAGAGCUCUGAAAGAAGAAUCAAAGCCAUUGAGGCCAGGUGAUCCUGGUUGGGUUUCAAGAGCUCGAGUGCCUAUGCCUUCAUCCAAAGACUAUGUUGUCAGACCAGAGUGGAAAUCAGAUACCGAUAUUAGUAGAACUGUUAAACCACCGCCUAAUCGUUUUGAAAAACAUAUGAAAAAUUUCAUUGAAAACAGAAGAAUGAGAUCCUCCAGAAGAGCUGUUGAGAUAUCUAUUGAAGGACGCAAAAUGGCUCUGUAA